Molecule: messenger RNA, 2106 nt
Organism: Eutrema salsugineum
Lineage: Eukaryota; Viridiplantae; Streptophyta; Magnoliopsida; Brassicales; Brassicaceae
Exons: 3
Coding region: 1-2106 (701 amino acids)
Molecular function (GO): zinc ion binding
Source: RefSeq, a predicted model, not a curated record
AUGAAAAGUCCAGAGGAAGUAUGGGUUGGUGAAAAUGUAACAGUGCAUGAGGGUUUGGACGACGAAGAUGUUCUACCUGUUAACUAUGACAUGGAUUUUUGGGGUCCGUUAAUUGAGGAGGAGAAAGGCGGGACCGACAUUGUAGAUGUAAUUUUAAGUGGAGGGGAUAGUGGUACACCUGGUGAUGCAUCUGUUGAUUCUGAAGGGUGGACACGAGCCGAUGCUUUUGAUCUGUUUAAAGGUGAUGAUGUCGGAGCAGGAGAGUCCAGUCGGGCGUCACCCCGUGAAGAAUGGCCGAAGUUUGACAUUCCUCCUUUGUUCGAUGAUACUAAGUAUGAGAGUGUUGACAUGCCUGACUUAGACUUGUCUGGGGACGACGACCGUCUGUAUGUGGGGAAGAUUUACGCUAGCAAGGAGGAGUGUAGAAUCGGCCUGGCUUUGUAUGCUAUUAAGCACAUUUUCACAUUUUAUCAGUCGACCACGAAGAAGAAUUAUUUUGUAGUCAGCUGCACGGAUCGGAAAUGUGAUUGGCGAAUUCUCGCGCAUGAAGUUAAAGAUUGUGGAUACUAUGAACUCGUGAAGAUGAAUUUAAAACAUAUUUGUGCGUUUGAAAUGCGUAACAAAUUCCGGAAGAAGGCAACUUCUAGAAUUAUAGCCGCCGUAUACAAAUCGAAAUAUGGGAAUCCCGAAAAUGGGCCGAAGGCAUUGUCGCUACAGCAGCUGGUAUUGGAAGAUCUGCGGGUUAAUGCGUCAUAUAUGAAAUGCCACCGAGCAAAGGAAUUUGCGGUUUUGGGAACGAGAGGGGAAGACAGUGAUUCAUAUAUGCGGCUUAGUCAGUAUUUAUAUCUGAUUAAGCUAGCUAACCCAGGUACUGUAACUGCAUUGGAAACAGAGAACGAUGAUGGUAUUGUCCGAUUCAAGUAUUGUUUUCUGGCAUUUGGGGCGUCGAUACAGGGAUUCAGGAAAGUGAGGCAUGUGCUCGUAUUGGAUGGAACUCAUUUGACAGGAAGGUACAAAGGCGUUUUGAUGACUUGUUGUGGACAAGAUGCGAAUUUCCAAGUGUUCCCAUUAGCAUUUGCUGUUGUUGAUAGUGAAAAUGAUGCUGCGUGGACAUGGUUCCUAGGUAAUGUAGCUCGUUUGAUUGCGGACAGCAAAUGCCUAAGUAUUAUAUCUGAUCGUUGCCCUUCAAUCUAUGUUGCAAAGAGGAAAGUAUUUCCAUUGGCUCAUCAUGGGUGUUGCAUUGUUCAUCUGGAGCGAAAUGUUGUUUCUAGAUUUAAGAGCAAAGGUUUGGCUAAAAUGGUUGGUUCAGCGGCAUUUUGUUAUAAACUUGGAGCUUUCAAGGAGGUUAUGAGUACUAUCCGUAUCAAGAGCCCCGCGUGCGCAAAGUACCUUGAUAGUAUAGGGUCUGCUCACUGGAGUAGAGCUUAUUUUAGCGGGAACCGAUAUAACCUAAUGACUAGCAAUGCCUGUGAGCAACUGAACAACGCUCUGAAGAAAGGCAGAUCUUCACCAAUAGUUGAGUUGUUGCAGUUUAUUCAAGCAAUGAUGAGUAGAUGGUUUGAGGCUAGAAUAAAGAAAGCAAGGAAGAGGAGAGGUAUGGUGAGUAUUGAGGUUGACAAAGAGAUGUUGGUUAAUUUUGCAAAUUGCAAAGGGAGUAAGCUUAACAAUAUAUCUAAUGUUAGCUGUCAAAUAGUUGAUCCAUACGGGGGAAAAAUGUUUGUUUGUUUAGCUGAUAGGAGUUGUACAUGCAAGAUGUUCGAUAAGCUGAAGUUUCCUUGUGGUCAUGCAUUGAUUGCUGCCGAUCACUUGGGAAUGCCUUGGGACAGUUUAGUGGCUGAUUGGUAUAAGACAAGUACUUGGAUCGAUACCUAUGCAGGCGUUAUUUAUCCUGAAGGCGAUGCUAAAGAUGUGGAUGUACCUGAUGAAGUUGAGAAUUUUAUUUUGUUCCCUCCACGCACGAGGAGGCCAUCAGGUCGUCCACCAACUGUGAGGAUACCAUCAACGGGAGAGGUGCCGGUGGUGAGAAAGCAAAAAGCAGUACCGAACAAGUGUACGAGAUGUUUCAAACCUGGGCAUAAUAGGACCCGAUGCAAUAACCCAAUAUGA